UUGCUGUCAUGAUUGAGUUCUCAACUACUUAUAAGAUUCGGCACAUAGCUCAGAACAUUCAUUCAAAUAAGCCAAAUAAACUUUCUGCAUCACUCUUCGAACACUGAUCAUAGUUGCAACUUGCAAGCACAUCAUCACCACAACACAGCAAUGGCUAAAGUUGGAAGAAUGAAACUGGGAUCACAAGGUUUGGAAGUAUCUCAGCAAGGACUUGGUUGCAUGGGAAUGUCUGCUUACUAUGGACCUCCAAAGCCAGAACCUGACAUGGUUGCUCUCAUUCACCAUGCUGUUCAAAGUGGUGUCACAUUCCUUGAUACCUCUGAUGUCUAUGGUCCUCACACCAAUGAAAUUCUGAUUGGAAAGGCUUUGAGUGGAGGGGUGAGAGAGAAGGUUGAAUUGGCAACCAAGUUUGGUAUCCGCAUUUCUGAUGAUGGAAAAUAUGAGAACCGUGGUGAUCCAUCAUAUGUGAGAGCUGCCUGUGAAGGAAGCUUGAAGAGACUUGACAUUGAUUGCAUAGAUCUCUAUUACCAACAUCGAAUCGAUACACGUGUUCCAAUCGAAAUAACGAUUGGUGAGCUUAAGAAGCUUGUUGAGGAGGGAAAAAUAAAAUACAUUGGUCUAUCCGAGGCUUCAGCUUCAACAAUCAGAAGAGCACAUGCUGUUCAUCCCAUAUCAGCUGUGCAGUUAGAAUGGUCUCUUUGGUCAAGAGAUGUUGAAGAAGAAGUGAUUCCAACUUGCAGGGAACUUGGCAUUGGAAUUGUUGCAUACAGUCCUCUUGGCUGCGGAUUCUUUUCAUCCGGAUCAAAGUUGCUUGAUAAUUUAUCACAGGACGACUUCAGGAAGGCUCUGCCAAAAUUUCAACCUGAAAACCUGGAAUCAAACAAGACUAUAUUUGAGAGGGUCAAUGAAAUGGCCUCAAAGAAAGGAUGCACACCAUCUCAGCUUGCAUUGGCAUGGCUUCACCACCAAGGCAAUGAUGUCUGCCCCAUUCCCGGAACCACCAAACUUGAGAACCUUAACAACAACAUUGGAGCCGUGUCUGUGAAACUUACACCACAAGAAAUGACAGAACUCGAGUCCUUUGCUGCCGCAGAUGUUGUCAAGGGUGGUAGAUACGCCGGCGAUCUAAUUACCUGGAGGAACUCUGAUACUCCACCACUCUCUUCUUGGAAAGUUGUUUAAUUUUCUUGCUGUUGAUUUGUUCUUUCAAUUAAUUAAGUGAUCUGAAGUUUGAACUCUGUUCCAGAUAACUUCAUGUAUGUGUGUGUGUUUCUAUGUCUAAAUAAACAAAAGAUUUAAGCACAUCAAAAGUGCAAUGGCAUGCCUUCUACUAUUAAUCUU
This is a messenger RNA of Arachis stenosperma, 1341 nucleotides long. RefSeq names its product probable aldo-keto reductase 2. Lineage: Eukaryota; Viridiplantae; Streptophyta; Magnoliopsida; Fabales; Fabaceae. The transcript is spliced from 5 exons. The coding region runs from base 151 to 1182 and encodes 343 amino acids. The record is from RefSeq and is a predicted model, not a curated record. Gene Ontology annotation, cellular component: cytoplasm.